UUUGCAUUUGCCUCGCAGCUCCAACAUGCUGGCUUCGUCGUCCAAGAUGGCUCUGCGCCGCCACGCCGCCGCCUUGACCGCGGCCGCGCCCAUGCAGAAGCGCACGAUCGUCUAUGGCCCGCUCUACAAGGUGGCCAAGAAGAUGAUGCCCCGCAUGUCCAACACGGAGAAGGCGGCGCUCGAGUCGGGCACUGUCGGCUUUGACCGCGAUAUCUUCACGGGCAGCCCAAGCCUCAAGGCCCUCGACAAGUACUCGGCCAAGCUCACGCCUGAGGAGCAGUCGUUCAUGGACAACGAGGUGCAGCAGCUCUGCGAGAUGCUCGACGACACGCAGAUCUUCCGCGACGGCGAUCUCCCGCUCGAGGCGUGGAAGUUCAUCAAGGAGAAGGGCUUCCUUGGCAUGAUCAUCCCCAAGAGCUACGGCGGCAAGCAAUUUACGGCCCACGGCCACUCGAUGGUCAUCACCAAGAUUGCGUCGCGCUCGGCGCCUGCCGCCGUCACGGUGUGCGUGCCCAACUCGCUUGGCCCUGCUGAGCUCCUCCUCCGCUACGGCACGGAUGAGCAGAAGAACGCGUACCUGCCGGCCCUUGCGGAAGGCAAGCACCUCCCGUGCUUUGGCCUGACUGGCCCGUCCUCGGGCUCGGACGCUGCCAACAUGCGCGACACGGGCGUUGUCUGCGAAAAGGAUGGCGUCCUCGGUAUCCGCGCCAAGUUCAACAAGCGCUACAUUACGCUCGCGCCCGUUGCGACGUGCGUCGGUCUGGCGAUCGAUGUCACGGAUCCCGACAACCUCUUGAAGGGCACGGGCUCGGCCGGCAUCACGGUCGCCCUCCUUGAGCGCAACCACGAAGGUCUCCAGAUGGGCCGCCGCCACGACACGCUCUCGGUGCCGUUCAUGAACGGUACGGUCCAGGGCGAAGACGUCUUCAUCCCCAUGUCCAAGAUCAUUGGUGGCCAGACGCGCGUCGGCUUUGGCUGGAACAUGCUCAUGGACUGCCUUGCCGAGGGUCGCUCGAUCUCGCUCCCGGCGUCGGCUGUCGCUGGCACCAAGCUCUCGGCCGUCGCCGCCACGGGCUACGCGCGCAUCCGCAAGCAGUUCAAGGUCCCCGUCGCGACGAUGGAGGGUGUCCAGGAGCACCUUGCCUCGAUUGGUAGCAACGCGCUCAUCAACAUUGCCGGCCAGCACUUGGUCAACGGCAUGAUCAACCAGCACGAGCAGCCGGCCGUCAUCUCGGGCGUCUGCAAGCAGCAGAUCACGGCCCGCGGCCGCGACGCGGUCACCCAGGCCAUGGACGUGCUUGGUGGCGCCGGUAUCUGCCGUGGCCCGAGCAACUUCUUGGCCAACACGUACAUUAGCAUGCCGGUGGCGAUCACGGUCGAGGGCGCCAACACGCUGACGCGGUCGCUCAUCAUUUACGGCCAGGGCCUCACGCGCGCGCACCCGCACUUGUACCCGCUCAUCAAGACGCUUCAGGACGGCAACGACCUUGCGGGCUUCAAGACGCACGUCAACGCGCUCAUUGGCCAUGGUGUCUCGAACACGGCGGCGUCGCUUACGCGCGCGGCCACGCGCUCGCGCUCCAAGUCGGACCUCCUCGGCCACUACGAGUCGCAGAUGAGCCGCCUCGCCGCCAACUUUGCCGUCAUGUCGGACAUGGCGCUCGUCCUCGGCGGCAAGCUCAAGUUUGCCGAGAUGAUUUCGGGCCGCUUUGCCGACGCCUUCUCGAGCCUGUACCUCGGCUACUCGACGCUGUGGUUCUACCAGCAGAACAAGCACGUCCAGGGCAUUGACCCGGUGUUUGAUUACGCCAUGACGUCGCUCUGCUACGAAGCGCAGACGGCCCUGUACGGCAUUCAGGACAACUUCCCGGUGCCCGGCAUUGGUGGUGCCAUGCGCGCGGUCACGUUCCCGUUUGGCCAGUCGUACGCGCCGCCGUCGGACGCGCAGGUUCGCAAGGUCGCCGACCUCGUUUCGAGCGACAGCGGUAUCCGCGACCUCUUUGCCGAGAGCAUGUUCAUCUCGAAGGACCCGGAGGACCGCAUCGCUCUCAUCCACGCGACGCUCCCCAAGGCCAUCAAGGCCGACGCGGUCCUCGCGACGCUCCGCAAGGAGAAGCGGUCGGCGACGGCUGCCGAGCAGGCGCUCAUCGACGAAGUCGAGGCUGCCCGCGAGAAGAUCAUCCAGGUCGACGCGUUCGAUGGCCUUGGCAAGGAGAUUGGCGCGCCCGCCGACUAUGUCCGCCCCGGCUUCACCGGCAACAUCUUUGGCUUGACCAAGUAAACAGCUAGCUAGUGGUAGUAAAUCAACAUUGGUUUCUUAUAUUUACACUCGAA
Saprolegnia parasitica CBS 223.65 is the source of this 2334-nucleotide messenger RNA. RefSeq lists its product as hypothetical. Gene Ontology annotation, biological process: fatty acid beta-oxidation using acyl-CoA dehydrogenase. Gene Ontology annotation, molecular function: flavin adenine dinucleotide binding; acyl-CoA dehydrogenase activity. Bases 26 to 2281 code for a protein of 751 amino acids. NCBI's taxonomy places the organism in Eukaryota, Oomycota, Saprolegniomycetes, Saprolegniales, Saprolegniaceae. The record is from RefSeq and is a predicted model, not a curated record. The transcript has a single exon.